CAGGGACCGGCAGCAGACUGCAACCUGGAGAGUUAGUCUGAUUACAGAGGAGGGGGCGUGUUGUGGAUGGAGGAGAGUUUGUAACCGAGGAUGUGGGGAACAGCAGGAGACAUGUGCUGCUCCAGGACCAUAGCCGAGCAGAAGUGGAGUUGAGAAGAAGCAGGACCACCAGGCACUCUAGUUCUCCACCUGUCCUGUUUUUCUUUGGAUGGACCGUGAGCGCCGCCGUUCGUGCUAUGAGCGUCUCUGAGUCGCCACCUGUGGAUCAGAACCAGCCGGGUACCAUUCCAGCUCCGAGGAGGUUACCUGGCGGCGGGAAGCGGGGAGCGGUUGUGUCCCGCAGCCCGUCUCGUCCCCCCCAGCCGCCGCGACCCCCAACGCCGGCGCAACCUGGUCCCCCAUGAGCGGGUCCAUGUGCGGUUGCGGCUGCAGCAUCAUCUCCUCCCUGAUGAAGAGACUGGGCCGCUCGGCGUGCUGCUCGGAUCUCCUCUCCUGCAGCCAGACCUCAGAGCAGCUGCAGCGCCUGGCCGCCGACCGCCCGCCUCCAUCCAAGAAUGCCAAGCCCUUCCCCUCCUCAGACAGCCUAGCGAAGGUCCAGGAGGUAGCAAGCUGGCUUUUGGAAAUGAACCAGGAUCUGCUGUCGGGGGGCAGCAGCAGCAGGCGCAGUCGGGGCCUCGGGGGUCAGGCCGUGCGAGGUAACGCCUCCUCCACCACCCGGGCACCACAGCAGGCGGCCGAGGACGAUGAGGACGAGCACGUUAACCGAGUGGUGGAGGAAGAGGAGCUGCGGCAGAGGCCGGAGGCGUCGCAGGCCGACGGCGAGCGGGAGCAGCCAUGGGCACCCGGCGAGUCCGGAGCCAGCAACGGCCCUCAGAGUGAGGGAGAGGAGGGCCGAGGAGGGCCGCUGAGCGAAGUCACCGGAGACGGCAAGGGAAGCCGGUGGCAGUGGGGGUCGGACCAGCAGAGGCAGCUCCAAGGACAGCGCCCCCUGGAGGAGGACGAGGACGAGGAGGAGGAGGAGAACAACAACAGCAGCAGUCAUCAAGAGGAGGAGGACACAGAGGGGAGGACAGAGGGAGGGGAGGAGCAUGGGAGGGAGGAAGGAGAAGAAGAGGAGGAUGAGGAAGAGGAGGACGAUGAGGAGAUGGACCAAGACAGCGAUGAGUUUGAACAUUCAGCGGAGAGUGGGAGAGAGGAGGAGGAAGAGGAGGGGGGAGAGGGAGAGGAAGGGCUGCGCUCCCCCUCCCUCAGGAACAGCGUGUCUGCCCCCAGUAGGAAUCAGGAGACGGGAUGUCCACACCAAAGUUCUUCCAGCAAGAAGAUGAAGAGAAAGUUGGACCAUGGCCCAGAGGUCCGAUCUUUCCCUUCAGGAAAAAAGCCCUGCAAAGGCCCGGAGUAUCCGAGCCCAACAGGAAUUGUCCCGUGUCCAGCCACACCCACCACCUUCGGCCACAUCAGAGCGGCCAAUGGCCAGGGCCAGCAGAGACGACGAAUCACCUCAAUCCAGCCUCCUACGGGGCUCCAGGAAUGGCUCCGAACAUUUCAGAGCUGGAGCGGCCCGGAGAAGCUGCUAGCGCUGGAUGAGCUGAUCGACAGCUGUGAGCCCACACAGGUCAAGCAUAUGAUGCAGGUGAUCGAGCCGCAGUUUCAGCGCGACUUCAUCUCCCUGCUGCCCAAAGAGCUGGCUUUGUACGUACUUUCAUUCCUGGAACCGAAGGACCUCCUGCAAGCGGCGCAGACGUGUCGCUACUGGCGCAUCCUGGCAGAGGACAACCUGCUGUGGAGAGAGAAAUGCAGGGAAGAGGGUAUCGAUGAGCCUCUGCCCCCACGGAAAAGGAAGGUGGCCAAGCCGGGCUUCACCCACAGCCCCUGGAAGAGCGCCUACAUCAGGCAGCACAGGAUAGACACCAACUGGAGGAGAGGGGACCUGAAAUCACCCAAGGUGCUGAAGGGACACGACGACCAUGUGAUCACCUGCCUCCAGUUCUGCGGCAACCGCAUUGUCAGCGGAUCCGAUGACAACACACUGAAGGUCUGGUCGGCCAUCACAGGAAAGUGUUUACGGACGUUGGUGGGCCACACCGGGGGCGUGUGGUCGUCCCAGAUGCGAGACAACAUCAUCAUCAGCGGCUCCACCGAUCGCACGCUCAAGGUCUGGAAUGCAGAGACGGGAGAAUGUAUCCACACCCUCUACGGGCAUACCUCAACAGUACGCUGCAUGCACCUACACGAGAAAAGGGUGGUCAGUGGCUCUCGUGACGCCACGCUUCGUGUCUGGGACAUCGAGACGGGUCAGUGUUUACACGUCCUCAUGGGCCACGUGGCGGCGGUGCGCUGCGUCCAGUACGACGGACGGCGGGUUGUCAGCGGGGCCUACGACUUCAUGGUCAAAGUGUGGGACCCAGAGACGGAGACCUGCCUCCACACGCUGCAGGGUCACACCAACAGAGUGUACUCCUUACAGUUUGACGGGAUCCACGUUGUGAGCGGCUCCCUGGACACGUCCAUCAGGGUCUGGGACGUGGAGACGGGGAACUGCAUCCACACCCUGACGGGUCACCAGUCCCUCACCAGCGGCAUGGAGCUGAAAGACAACAUCCUGGUCUCAGGCAACGCAGACUCCACUGUUAAGAUCUGGGACAUCAAGACGGGCCAGUGUCUCCAAACUCUGCAAGGUCCCCACAAGCACCAGAGUGCCGUGACUUGCCUCCAGUUCAACAAGAACUUUGUCAUCACCAGCUCUGACGACGGCACGGUCAAGCUGUGGGACCUGAAGACGGGCGAGUUCAUCCGGAACCUGGUGACCCUGGAGAGCGGCGGCAGUGGCGGCGUGGUGUGGCGCAUCCGGGCGUCCAACACCAAGCUGGUGUGCGCCGUGGGCAGCCGCAACGGCACGGAGGAAACCAAGCUGCUGGUGCUGGACUUUGACGUGGACAUGAAGUGACAGGAAGUGGUGCGGGAGAACACGCUGUGGAAGGAUGAAGAGAGCGACCCGCAGAGAGAGAGAGGAGGGGGACGGGAACCCGGAGACCCAAAAAACUCUUCACCUACACUCAAGAGAGUCUACAAUCACAAAACCCGCCGCUGUCCGCGUCUCCCAUUUGAGUUCCUGCUACGGGCAAACUCAGUCCAGUCCCCUCUGACCCCCGGCCCCUCCUGCUGAAGGUGAUCUGGAGGGAGAAACGGAGCGAACUCCCCUGAACCGGCCGGCUUCGCACAGAGGACCCGCUUUCGCUCGAGUCGGACAGAUUUUCAGAUGUACAGAGAGAUAUUAUUUUUUAAAACUCCCCCACCCACCCAUGCACCCCCUCCCUCCCUUCCUAUCAGAGCGUGUGCAUAUAGUCAUCACACGGCCAUGAUGACUGGCUUCCCCUCACAGUUCCUCCCAAAGAGCUGCUGGACGUGGUGGGGGGGGCGUCGGGGUGGUCCGGCCCGUUUCCGUCACUCAGUUUCUGUUCUCAUCGCUCUGCACUCGGGUUUCUGGACUUUUGAUUUCUCCACAUAAACACAACUGUGAAUUUCAGGAUCUGAAGAGUUUUUUUUUUUUGUUGUUGUUGUUGUUGUUGGUUUUAUGCUACAUGCAGAAUUUCAGUAUUAGAGGAUGAAUCUGGUCCAGUCCGUUACAGUCCGGUCUCUGUUACCGUCAGUGCUGUUCAGCUCUGGGGGGGGUUUCCUCAGAAGCUGGAGGGCUGAGGACAAACACCUCAACUAUCCACUGACCCUGACCCCGCCCUGCCCUGACCCCGCCCCCCCAAGUGGCCAAACUGAAUCUAAUGCUGCUAGAGGAACCGGAACCAGAGAACGGAGCUUCUACUUGCUGUGACGUUUUAGUCCACAGGCGAAAUUCCUCACAGGACUCUCUGUACGUUUGGACUUAAACCAGAAACGCGAUGUGACGUGAUCACCAUCCUCCGACCUUUUGUUGUUUUUUUUUUUUGGUCUUUUUUGUUUUGUUUUUUUUUUUGCCACUGAAACUUGAGCCAAACGUGCCUCUGCGUUUGAGGCUACGAGGAGGGAGCGCGUCCGACAGAAACUGACAGGAGACACAAACGAGGGGGAAUUGUAACACUGUUAGAGAACGUGCGUGUGAGUGCGUGUGUGUGUGUAUGUGUGUGUGUUAGCUGGCAGCUUGUUAUCACAUUCCUUGGGACAAUGCUUCUCCAGCCUGUUCUUUGGGAAAAAUGUCAAAAUGCUGCGUGGACUGGCUUAAAAAAAAAAAAAAAAAGAGGUUAAAAAGAAAU
Molecule: messenger RNA, 4241 nt
Organism: Poecilia reticulata (guppy)
Lineage: Eukaryota; Metazoa; Chordata; Actinopteri; Cyprinodontiformes; Poeciliidae
Gene: fbxw7
Product: F-box and WD repeat domain containing 7
Biological process (GO): ubiquitin recycling; proteasome-mediated ubiquitin-dependent protein catabolic process
Cellular component (GO): cytoplasm; nucleus
Molecular function (GO): ubiquitin binding
Source: RefSeq, a predicted model, not a curated record